AUGUCCGCCGCCAAAGCCAAGGCCCAGAGCCUGAUCAACGAGAACGCCGUCAUCGUCUUUUCCAAGUCUUAUUGCCCGUACUGCAAGUCUAGCAAGGAUUUGCUGAACAAGAUCGGUGCCAAGUAUAAGUUGCUGGAGCUUGAUGAGUUGGAGGACGGCGCCGAUAUCCAAAGGGCGCUCGAGGAGAUUUCCAACCAGCGCACCGUGCCCAACAUCUUUAUCAAGCAGAAGCACAUUGGUGGAAACUCGGACCUGCAGGCUAUUGCCAGCAAGCUUCCUGAGAUGUUGAAGGAUGCUGGUGCUGUUUGA
Penicillium diatomitis is the source of this 309-nucleotide messenger RNA. RefSeq names its product glutaredoxin. The transcript is spliced from 2 exons. Gene Ontology annotation, biological process: cellular response to oxidative stress. Lineage: Eukaryota; Fungi; Ascomycota; Eurotiomycetes; Eurotiales; Aspergillaceae. Gene Ontology annotation, molecular function: glutathione disulfide oxidoreductase activity. The record is from RefSeq and is a predicted model, not a curated record. The coding region runs from base 1 to 309 and encodes 102 amino acids. Gene Ontology annotation, cellular component: cytoplasm; nucleus.